This is a messenger RNA of Fopius arisanus, 971 nucleotides long. RefSeq names its product TATA-box binding protein associated factor 12 (gene Taf12). NCBI's taxonomy places the organism in Eukaryota, Metazoa, Arthropoda, Insecta, Hymenoptera, Braconidae. The record is from RefSeq and is a predicted model, not a curated record. Bases 118 to 624 code for a protein of 168 amino acids. Gene Ontology annotation, molecular function: DNA binding; protein heterodimerization activity; TBP-class protein binding. Gene Ontology annotation, biological process: DNA-templated transcription initiation; RNA polymerase II preinitiation complex assembly. The transcript is spliced from 3 exons. Gene Ontology annotation, cellular component: transcription factor TFIID complex; SLIK (SAGA-like) complex; SAGA complex.
AGAAACUCAAAUUUCUAACCUCAAAUAUUGUUUAUUUAUGUUUAUCAUCAAGUGGUCUGAGAGCUCUGAGAGGGAAUUGAGUUAGUGGAUAAUAUCCAUUGAUAAAAAUCAGUGAAAAUGUCCCAGGGAAGUCAGGACAAUCCAUCGCUGGGUAAUUUACAAUCUGUGGGGCCCAACAAUCAGUCCCCAAUGACCAUGCAGACGAAUUUGCCAGAGACCAGUCAACAAAAUCAACUACAAAAUGCUCAUACCACACCACACAAACAGAAUCAACAGUUAUCAUCUACUCCUGAUGUACCAGAAUUCCUGACGAAGACCAGACUCCAGGAGCUGGUCAGAGAGGUUGAUCCAACUGAGCAGUUGGAUGAGGAAGUUGAGGAGAUGCUGCUGCAGCUUGCUGAUGAUUUUGUGGAAACAACUGUCAAUGCUGCUUGUUUACUUGCCAAACAUCGACAUGCCAAUACUGUGGAGGUCAAGGAUGUACAGCUGCAUUUAGAGCGAAAUUGGAACAUGUGGAUUCCAGGAUUUGGCACCGACGAGGUUCGCCCUUACAAGCGUGCGACAGUGACGGAAGCCCACAAACAACGUCUCGCCUUAAUAAGAAAGUCCAUUAAAAAAUACUAGCUCAUCAAAAACAAUUUCUCCUUUUAUUAAUAACGAUGUUUCCAUAAAUAAGAAUAAGACACCUCAAAUUAUCAACAAUUAAUCGUGUAAAGCGUAUUUAUCGAGUGCAACUGAUCGAAAAGUGUCCUCAACAAUAUCAGCGAGACACCUGACAGCCUGAAGCAAAGCUGCCAGCAGAAGUGAAAACGACAGAGAUAUUAAUUUGCCCGGUACAAGUGCAUUAUCUUUAGGCAAUGAAUUACUCCUGGUAUAAUUCUUAUCCUUCCCUGUCGAUUCAUCAAUUUUACCACUAAUACAAUCAACAUUAUCCCUCGCUGUACAAAUACUAUCAAAUUUACGCCGACAGU